UGUAUCUCUUGCUCAGCAGCACUGAUCUGUAUUUACCAAUUCAAUGAACAAAGUCCAGCUACUAAAAGAGUGAGAGUGAAGGGCCAGGAUGGCUCCACUGGCUCGCAGCGUUCUUGUGACAGGCUCCAACCGGGGAAUUGGGCUGGAAUUGGUGCGACAGCUUGCAGAGAUGACAGAUCCGCCAGAACACAUCUUCGCCACGUGCCGAAACCCUGAAGGACCCAAGGGAAAGGCCCUGCAUGAUCUGGCUGACAAACACCCCAACAUUCAUGUGAUUCAGCUAGAAGUGGAGAGCCAGUCCAGUGUGGAGUCUGCCGUGCCAGCGGUGGAAUCUCAUCUGAAGGGCAAGGGCCUGAAUCUGCUCAUCAACAACGCAGGUGUGAACUCCUAUGCCACACUGCAAACUGUGGAGCGGCAAGAAAUGUUGUCUGCAU
Molecule: messenger RNA, 434 nt
Organism: Sceloporus undulatus (fence lizard)
Lineage: Eukaryota; Metazoa; Chordata; Lepidosauria; Squamata; Phrynosomatidae
Exons: 3
Source: RefSeq, a predicted model, not a curated record